Messenger RNA from Solanum verrucosum, 2715 nucleotides. Its product is annotated as UDP-N-acetylmuramoyl-L-alanyl-D-glutamate--2,6-diaminopimelate ligase MurE homolog, chloroplastic. The coding region runs from base 91 to 2406 and encodes 771 amino acids. The record is from RefSeq and is a predicted model, not a curated record. Gene Ontology annotation, cellular component: cytoplasm. The transcript has 6 exons. NCBI's taxonomy places the organism in Eukaryota, Viridiplantae, Streptophyta, Magnoliopsida, Solanales, Solanaceae. Gene Ontology annotation, molecular function: ATP binding; acid-amino acid ligase activity. Gene Ontology annotation, biological process: cell division; biosynthetic process; regulation of cell shape.
AAACCCCUAUCCAUUCCACUGACACACUCAAAAACCUCUGAGCAAAACUCCGGCAACCGGAAAAAUCCCUCCGACCAAACUCCGGCGAACAUGCCGUUCACCCUCCUCUCUCCUCCACCUUUACCUUCACUUCUCCACCAUACCCCACCACCCCUCCAAUUCAAACCCUUCAUUUCCCUCCACCAUCUCCGCCUCAAGUACCCCACCACCCUCACCACCGUUUCUGCCAUCGGCGCCGACGGUAAGUACUACCCAACCCCCUCAGAUGAUGACCCACCUGAAGCACCGGAAGAUUCAAUGCAUGGUGUGAACAAAUUUCAGCAAAUUCAACGGGAAGCAGCUAAAGCAAGAAAACAACAAGAAGAGCUUUUCAAGAAAGAACAGUCCAUUUUCGUGAAUGCAUUAGCUGAUGUUGAAGAUGCACCUGAUAACCCUCUUGUGAAUGAUAAUGACAGUGGGGAUGAUUUGUUUGGUGAAAUUGAUAAAGCUAUUGCUUUGAAAAGAAAAGAAUUUGUAAAACAGGGGCUUUUAAAGCCUAACCCCAAGAAAUCAGCUUUAGUUGAGGUUGAAGUUGAAGGUAUAGAUGAGUUAUUGCCUGAAGAAGUUGUUGAUUUGGAGGAAAUUAGUGAGCUUACUGGAUUGACUGAAAUUUCGGAAGGCGAAGAAAGUGAAGAAGAAAGGUCUGAUUUUGAGGUAAGUGAUGAUGUGGUUAAAGCUGAAUUUUCAGAUUUAUCUUCAUUUGAUAUUGACUUUGAUGAGUAUGGUAAAGCAAAGCCAAGAAUUGCAGAACCCAAGUUUAGAAUGAGUUUAGCUGAGCUUUUAGAUGAGAGUAGAGUAGUGCCAGUAUCAGUUUAUGGAGAUUUAGAGGUGGAAAUUAGUGGUAUACAACACGAUUCGCGGUUGGUUGAGAGUGGUGAUUUGUUUGUGUGUUGUGUUGGGAUGAAAACUGAUGGACAUUUAUAUUUAUCUGAGGCUGAUAAGAGAGGGGCUGUUGCUGUUGUAGCUAGUAAAGAGAUUGAUAUUGAGGAGACUUUGGGGUGUAAAGCGCUAGUCAUUGUGGAGGACACGAAUGCAGUGCUUGCUGUGAUAGCUGCUUCGUUUUAUAGGCAUCCGUCUAAAAGUAUGUCCGUGAUUGGGGUUGCAGGAACUAAUGGAAAGACUACAACUUCUUACUUAAUAAAGGCAAUGUAUGGAGCAAUGGGGUUGAGGACGGGCAUGUUGAGUACAGUAGGGUAUUAUAUAUAUGGGGAUAACAAGUUAGAGUCUCCUCAUACAACCCCUGAUGCAGUUUUGGUUCAGAAACUGAUGGCAAAGAUGGUUCAUAAUGGGACUGAGGCAUUGGUUAUGGAGGCUUCUUCUCAUGGAUUGGCAUUAGGUCGGUGUGAUGAGGUUGAUUUUGACAUUGCAGUUUUUACCAACUUGACGCGGGAUCACUUAGAUUUUCAUGGGACUGAAGAGGAGUAUAGGGAUGCUAAGGCUAAGUUGUUUGCUAGGAUGGUGGACCCAGCACGGCACCGCAAGAUUGUGAAUAUUGAUGACCCUAAUGCAGCUUUCUUUGUUUCACAAGGAAACCCAGAUGUGCCUGUUGUGACUUUUGCAAUGGACAAUAAGAGUGCUGAUGUUCAUCCUUUAAAGUUUCAGUUAUCUCUCUUUGAGACUCAAGUGCUGGUCAACACACCUCAAGGCAUAUUGGAAAUAUCUUCUGGUUUGCUUGGAAGGCAUAACAUCUAUAACAUUCUUGCAGCAGUUGCUGUUGGAAUUGCGGUUGGGGCACCUUUGGAGGACAUUGUCAAAGGUAUUGAAGAGGUUGAUGCAGUCCCUGGUCGAUGUGAGCUGAUAGAUGAGGAACAGGCAUUCGGAGUAAUUGUAGACUAUGCUCAUACCCCUGAUGCUUUAUCAAGACUACUUGAUUACGUGAGAGAGCUUGGCCCUAGGAGGGUUAUAACUGUUUUUGGUUGUGCUGGAGAGAGUGACAGAGGGAAGAGACCCAUAAUGGCAAAGAUAGCAACAGAUAAAAGUGAUGUGACAAUUCUGACAUCUGACAAUCCAAAGACUGAGGAUCCUUUGGACAUCUUGGAUGAUAUGUUGGCUGGUGUAGGAUGGACUAUGCAGGACUACUUGAAACACGGAGAGAAUGAUUAUUACCCCCCUCUCCCCAACGGCCAUAGACUCUUCGUACAUGAUAUCAGACGUGUCGCUGUGCGCUGUGGCGUUGCCAUGGGUGAGGAAGGUGAUAUAGUUGUGGUUGCUGGCAAAGGCCAUGAAGCAUUCCAAAUAGAAGGUGAGAAGAGAGAAUUUUUUGAUGAUCGAGAGGAAUGUAGAGAGGCUUUACAGUAUGUUGAUGAACUUCACCAAGCUGGAAUUGACACAAGUGAAUUCCCAUGGCGGUUACCAGAGAGUCACUGAUUCGAUGCCAUAAAGUGUAUGUUAAGAUCUUGACAGUGUGCUGACGGCAGAUAGCCAUUGUGGAGUGCCCAUUAAAUUUGAAUCAACAUUAUUAUCAUUUAUGCCGCCAUUAGAUGGUGAUUUUCUAGAGAAAUGGCAACACAACGCCCAAAGCAAACUCCAGUUUUGUAAGAACCUAUAGCCUGAUUUUGACUGGGAUCUCCAUAUCUAGAAUGAGAUUCAUUAAGGGGCUUCACGGCUCUCCCACCCUUCAUUGAAUUAUGUUUGUAUAGGGAAGUACAUAGAGAUGAAGAGCAAUUAUCGAGUUGA